ACAGAAAUGAUGAACACAUUUGGAUAAAUCAGUUUAAAGCAUCGAAUGCAUCAUAGUCUUGAAUUAAAAACUGUCCUUCUUGAAUCCCACCUAAUAUGUGGCUUAAUGUGUGUAUGGGAAUGAAAAUCAUCCCACUUAAGUCUCACUUCAGUCUCUGUGCCAGGUGUUCUCGUUCUCAUGUGAAGAGGUAUAUUCUGUCGUGUAUUCCCCUGCUGUCAUGGCUGCCAGAUUACCCCCUCAAACAAAACGCUGUAGGAGACGUCGUCUCAGGAAUCAGCAUGGGCGUCCUGCACCUGCCACAAGGUCUGGCAUAUGCAAUGCUAGCUGCUGUCCCACCUGUGUUUGGCCUCUACUCAUGUUUCUACCCAAUGUUCAUCUACUUCAUCUUUGGGACUUCAAGGCAUAUUUCAUCAGGUACGUACGCAGUGAUAAGUGUGAUGAUCGGUGGUGUGACAGCACGCAUUGCUCCAGAUUCAAAUUUCAUGAUCUUGAGCAACGUCUCCAACGUCAGUAUUGUAGACACUGUGGCCCGUGACAACGAGAGGGUCAAGAUUGCUGCAGCUGUUACCUUUCUAGCUGGCAUUAUUCAGUUGCUUUUAGGUCUGGUGAAUUUUGGGUUUGUUGUGACGUAUCUUUCUGAGCCGCUGGUUAGUGGCUACACUACAGGAACAGCCAUUCAUGCCGUUGUAGCCCAGUUCAGACACACAUUUGGGAUCCACCCUAAACACUACACUGGACCCCUCUCUCUUAUAUAUACGGUGUUGGAUGUGUUUUCUUUGUUGGGUGAGACAAAUGUCACGACUCUGGUUGUGAGCCUCGUAGCCAUCUCGGGUCUGGUCGUUGCUAGGGAAGUGAAUGCCUGUCUGGCAAGCAGACUUCCUAUUCCUGUACCUGUUCAGUUUUUUGCUCUUAUUAUAGGAACUAUAGUGUCAUGGCACUUUGAUUUCAAGACGAAGUACAAUGUGCAUGUUGUAGGCCCAAUGCCAUCAGGUCUGAGGGCCCCAGCAAUGCCUGAAUUCUCUAGAAUGGGAUCUGUGGUUGGUGAUGCGUUUGCGAUGGCUGUUGUUGGUUACGCGAUCGUUAUCUCCCUUGGCCGACUCUUUUCUUUCAGAUUUGGCUACAAAAUUGACAGAAAUCAGGAACUAUUAGCUUUGGGGUUGUGCAACUUAAUCGGUGGGAUUUUCCAGUGCUUUGCCGUCAGCUGUGCCAUAUCUCGCAGUAUGGUGCAGAUUAGCACUGGAGGAAAGACUCAGGUUGCAGGUGCUAUCUCAGCUUUAGUGGUUCUUGUGUUCAUGUUAAAGAUCGGAAAACUUUUUGAAGACCUGCCAAAGGCGGUAUUAUCUGCUGUUGUUUAUAUGAACGUGCAUACCUUGUUGAGGCAGUUUGGAGAAAUUCCAUCACUCUGGAGGAAAGACCGAGUGGACACGCUAGUUUGGGUGAUGACAUUCAUUCUCACUAUUCUGUUAAAUCCUGAUGUGGGUUUGGCUGCGUCCAUCAUCUUCUCCAUGCUCACCGUUAUAUUAAGGACACAGCUAUCGAGGUAUUCUCUCCUUGGUCGGAUUCCUGGCACUGACAUCUACAAACCCAUAGAGGACUAUAACCAGCUUAUACAGAUUCCAGGUCUUGUGAUUUUCCGGUGCUCUGCUACACUAUACUUUGCAAAUGCGGAGAUAUAUAUGGACCAUCUCCUUGAAAAGAGUGGGGUAGAUGAGCCUAAACUCCUCUCACUAAAGAAGAAGUUAGAGGCAAAAGGACUCAGAGGAGAGAGGAAAGAGACAACACAAGCAAAGGGGGAGGCUCCAGAAAUGUCAGACAAGGAAGAAAAAUAUGCAGUUGCAGUAGUUAUGAGCCCAGAGCACGACCAGAGCCCUGACCCCACUAUACCUAAGGCCAUCAUCCUCGAUCUGAGUCCAGUGAACUUCCUCGAUACAGUGGGAGUGAAAACGUUACGCAGUAUCCAAAAGCAAUUUGGGGAUGCUGGAAUUAAAGUGUUCUUAUCAGGCUGUCAGCGAUGUGUUAUUGACCAUUUGGAGAAGGGGGAUUUCUUUAAUGACAAAGUCACUAAAACGAUUCUCUUUUCCACUGUGCAUGAUGCUGUUCUUCACUGCCAAGGAGAAACACACAGGAGGUCAGACAUCAACACACACCCUCUAAUUAGAGUCAUGGUAAUGAGGAAAUGCCACGUUUAGCCGGUUUUGCAUGGGGAAAUGCUUUGACAGCUACACUUACAACAUCCUUGCACACACACUCAGAUUGCACUUAAUUAGAGCACUGGCAAUGUGUAAAUGCUACAUUACUGCCGGCUUUCCAUGGUAGCAUUUAAAUAAGCCUUGUGAUGAUUGCACACACCACAUACGACCACACACAUGCACACACAUAUUAGAUCCAUUAUCACUGUUCCUGUACCAGAGCAAUUAUACGCCUGCACAGGCCAAUGCCAAGAAAACACAUG
Pangasianodon hypophthalmus (striped catfish) is the source of this 2452-nucleotide messenger RNA. RefSeq names its product solute carrier family 26 member 6-like. Gene Ontology annotation, molecular function: chloride transmembrane transporter activity; bicarbonate transmembrane transporter activity; sulfate transmembrane transporter activity. The transcript has 17 exons. Gene Ontology annotation, cellular component: membrane. Bases 96 to 2189 code for a protein of 697 amino acids. Gene Ontology annotation, biological process: transmembrane transport. The record is from RefSeq and is a predicted model, not a curated record. Lineage: Eukaryota; Metazoa; Chordata; Actinopteri; Siluriformes; Pangasiidae.